GGAGGCAAACUUAUAGACAAACUUUAAAUGAUAUCUAUUUAUGGUUUAUGUCAUUACGUUAUCAUAUAAUGUAUUAAUUGUUUUAACAUAUGUUUAGUUAAUUGAUUAUCACUGUCUGAUCAAUACAAAUGAUAAAUUAGUUGACAAUGAAUAUGUCAGACGAUGAGAACCGAAGUGAUUGUCUUAGUGUUAGAUCCGAAACAUCUGAUUACUUCACAUUCAGUGAAAGCACACCAAAGAGUGUUGAGUCCAUCUAUUUUGACCACAAAUAUGCUCGUUCACCGCCAUAUUCAACCAUCACAUCGUCAACCACUUCCAACACAUCUCCAUCAACGGAUCCAAAGAGAAAACUAACAAAAAAACAUAAAUUAUUUAAAGGCCGACGACUUUUUGACACCAAAAGCGACUCUUGUUUGGCACCACUUUCAGAGAGACAACAGUUGGCCAUAGCUUUACAAUUAUCGUCAAACACAUCACCUGAACACGAAACGACAUCAAAGAGUAAAUAUGAGAUAAAAAGUAGUCAAAGGGUUCGUCGAAAUCCAAAAGGAGAGACAGAUCUUCACAUCGCUGCCAUCAAAGGGGAUCUGUCGAGAGUUCAACAGAUUAUUGCUGACAACAAAUACCACAUCGAUAUCACUGAUUUUGCAGGUUGGUCUCCGAUACACGAGGCCUGCAAUCGUGGCUUCAUUCAUAUAGUGGACACAUUAUUAAAAGCCGGCUCUGAUGUUAAUGCAAGAGGUUAUAAUAAAGAUACUCCUCUUAUAGAUGCAGCUGUCAAUGGUCACCACCAUUUAGUGUCAUACUUGUUAAGACAUGGCGCUAAUUAUUUUUUGACAAACGGAUCAAACAAAACAGCGCUUGAAGUGGCCAAAAGUCCUAAAGUGGUUGAAGUAAUUAAAUCUUUCAUUGACGAGAAGAUGAGAAAAAAUGGUGGAAACUCUAGAGAUAACAAUAAUACAAAUAAAAGUAGAUCCUCUUCUCCAACCAAUUCUCCAGUGAAGCCAUCCUCUCCUCGUUUGACAUUAAGAUUCCAUACAAUCAAAGAUUCUAAAUCCUUGGUCACAAACCUUCCCAACAGUACAACAAUGUCUUCAACUAAAACCUAUAGUGUUUCCAGUGCUUCUGAUAAAGACAGUGAUACCACUAAUGACUAUAAAAAUGAUAAACAAAAUGACAACAAUAGGAUUAACACAUCCAAUGGGAAUAACUCUGAACCAAUGAUCACUGGUGUGGAUCAUAAUUAUACAUCUGUUGAUUCAACACAAACUUCUUUAGAUGAAUCAAAUCGAAGUCGAAAACGAAGAAAAAGCAAUGACGGAAAUGUUUCGUCGACGAGUAACCAUUCAGGGGGUGCAUCCUCUCGAAGUGGUAGUAGUUCUUCUGUAGGAUCAUCGACUCAAUCGACAACUAAUCACAAUAAGAAACACCAUUCACAUCACCAUCAUAUGAAUAUAACAAAUAAAACAAAUAAUGUUAAAGAUAAAAGUGGUAAAAGAAUUGGCUCUUCAUCUGACAGCGAAUGCGUUGAAGGUUCCGAUUGUGAUAAAGAGUCCAACUCUAAGGAAACCAAUUUCAACGCCACUUUAAAUGCUACUUCAAGUGAAACUAAUUCUCCGAAAGUGCCGCCACUGAGGAUAGUAUUGCCGGCGAACUCAUCUAACACAACAUCAACAAUGAGUUCAACUAUAUCUGCAAAUAGCAGCAAUUCAACGAUAUCUUCAUCAGUGGCGUCGAGUACAACAAAUUCAAUGGCAAAAUUUCCAUAUGUGGUCACAUCGGAGGAGUCGUUUCAAAGUGAAAGUGAUAGUGUUUCCGGUGCUGUUGGUUCUCAAAGGAUUACCAGAAGUAGCCAAAGGGUUGCUCAGCAACAAAAUCAGAGAUCAAACCAUUCAUCAGCUGAACAUCACAGCGAUUCCGAAGAAUCGGCGCCGCAAACGGAUUCACAACAUCCGAGAAAACGUAAAAUUCGUAAUAAUAAUAAUAUUACGGCUAAUCUUAAUAAUAAUAAUACAAAUAACAAUAAUAAUAAUACAUCUAUUACUUCUAAUAAUAAUAAUAAUAUUAAUGAUAAUAAAAGAGAUUUAAACACAAAUAACUCAAACACUUCAGUAAACAAUUCUAAUGGUGAUAACGAUAACGAUUCUUCUUCAUCGACUUCAAGUGUCACACAAAACUUGAAAGACAUCUCACAGUUUGCAUUACCACAAACUAAUUGCUAUCAAAUGUAUUUAAGUAUUAGGAAAAAUGUGGAGAAAAAACGUAAAGAAAUGUUUUCAGUGCCACCAAAAGCACCGCAAGGUUUUGCUGAUUAUUUACUUAAUAGAUGUUCUUAUUUAUUGCAUGAAAAGUGUGGAACAGAUAAAAAUGGUUCAAAUAAUAGUAAUAAAGAAGGUAUUGGUGUUAAUAUAAUGUCAAAACCAAACGUUUUAGUGCCGCCGAGUAAUCUUAACGGAUCCAAAAUGAUUGAUGUAUUUAAUGAACAAGAAAAACAACGAAAUAAACUUAGGAUUCAACAUAUGAUUGAACGCCAAAAACUUAUUUUAUCGGCAGAACAGGAAAUACUUAGAGUUCAUGGAAGAGCUGCCCGAGCGAUGGCUAACCAAAGCGUUCCCUUUUCUGUCUGUUCUAUACUAAAGGACGAAGAAAUUUAUAACAUAUUUGAAACCGAAAGCGAACAAAACGAUUCACUAACUAAUAAUCACUUAAAAGGUGAAAAAUCACUAUAUCUGGGCACUAGUGGUAUGAGUGCCAACCGUACCCGAUAUAAUGGACGCCUAUUACUCUCAUGGCUUCAAGAUGUUGCCGACAAAUGGCAAAAAACAAAAGAAGUUAUGCUUUUGAGACAUAAAAAAGAAUCGGAAUCUAUGGUUGCAAUGCAGAGACUUGAAUGGGAGUGGAAACUCAAAGAGUUUGGUUUAUGUGAUCUUAAAACCAAUCCUAACAUCGAUGGUAAACACGUACCACUCGUUAACGUUAGCGACGACUUUGAACUCUUUCCCGUUUAAGGAUUAUUUUCAAAUGAAUUAAUAUAUAAUUAAGAAAGAAAUGAUUGAAUUGAUGUGAUUGUAAUAGUUUUCAAUUA
Molecule: messenger RNA, 3085 nt
Organism: Oppia nitens
Lineage: Eukaryota; Metazoa; Arthropoda; Arachnida; Sarcoptiformes; Oppiidae
Product: ankyrin repeat domain-containing protein 12-like
Exons: 4
Coding region: 147-3008 (953 amino acids)
Cellular component (GO): nucleoplasm
Molecular function (GO): protein binding
Source: RefSeq, a predicted model, not a curated record